UAUGGAUAGAGCCAUACAGACAUGUUGAUCUCUCUUUCCUAGUCACUCGCAGCAUCAGCAGCAGCACUAUAUAACCCGGGCAUCGGUCGGCAAAGCUAUUACAAUUCAUUCACCGGACCUAACACUUCAAGAGGGGCAUGCCAGAGUCAUAAGAUCAUUCUGCAAAACAUAGAUCUUCAAUAUGACUAAAUCCUACACGGAAGAAACCAUGAUGUCAUCAGACCCCCAGGAAUCUGCGACCUGGACUGACGAGUGUCCGGGGUCCCAGGACGAACAAGACACGGAGAAGAAAAACGGCGCGCUUGAUUCCAUGCACGGGGAUCUGGAUGAGGAUGAGGAGGAUGGAUUCAACAGACUGGAUGAGGAUGAUGAUGAGGAAGAUGAGGAAGAGGAGGGUGACGAUCAAAAGCCUAAACGUCGUGGACCAAAAAAGAAGAAAAUGACAAAAGCCAGAAUGCAGAGGUUUAAGAUGAGGCGCCAAAAGGCAAAUGCGCGCGAGAGGAAUCGUAUGCAUGGACUCAACGACGCUCUCGAGAGUUUGCGUAAAGUUGUUCCAUGUUACUCCAAAACCCAAAAGCUCUCCAAAAUCGAGACACUCCGUCUGGCUAAAAACUACAUUUGGGCCCUGUCAGAGAUCCUGCGGUCGGGUAAGAGCCCAGACCUAAUGUCAUUUGUACAGGCCCUGUGUAAGGGCUUGUCUCAGCCCACUACUAACCUAGUGGCUGGUUGUCUGCAACUCAACCCCAGAACUUUCCUUCCUGAGCAGACACAGGAGAUACAGUCUCAUAUGCAACCAGCAAGUGCUUCCUUCGCUGCACAUACAUACUCCUACCAGACACCUGGUCUUCCCAGCCCUCCAUAUGGUACAAUGGACAGCUCUCACAUCUUUCACGUGAAGCCCCAUUCAUACGGAAGCGCGCUCGAGCCGUUCUUUGAGACUGCGCUACCGCUUACAGACUGCACUAGUCCAUCUUUUGACGGACCUUUAAGCCCACCUUUGAGUGUCAACGGAAACUUUUCCUUCAAGCACGAGCCUUCGUCAGAGUUCGAAAAGAACUAUGCCUUCACCAUGCACUACCAGGCUGCGGCGGGACUGGCGGGUCCACCGGGACACGCGCCUCUUUACGCAAGUUCUGCGCCAAGGUGUGAGAUACCUAUGGAAAACAUUAUGUCGUACGAAGGACACACUCAUCACGAGAGAGUCAUGAAUGCUCAGCUUAACGCUAUAUUUCAUGAUUCGUGAAUAUAUCAGGCUAAAACGUAAUCAAAGACUGACAACCGUGCGUCAUGAUGUGGCAUUCUCGUGCCACACUGAUGCAAAAGAGCAAUUAUUAUUUGCUUGAUCCUAUUAUGUAUGUAUUUAUUGUUGUUACUGCCUUUAGGAGAAUUGUGCGAAUGCAUUGCAUAUUCAUAUGUAUUGUAUUCUAUAUCGCUUCAGCAUUAUGGUAUAGGUCACAUUGUGGAAAAUAGUUGUGACCAUGCUCAGAAUGUGUUGGUUAUCUAUGUUACAAAAUCCCAAGCAAUAAUUUGGAAAACUAUGCAAUUUUAAACGAAUACUUGGGCCACUAAAAAUAUAAAGAUUUCUAUAUUUUUCAACUAGCAUUUUACAAGUGAUCUAUCCUAUCCCCAACUGAAUUAUUUUGUUGUGAUUUUGUACAGAAUUAUGGAUUACUUUUUUUAUAAAGUCUAGUUCUUUCAUUUCACGCAGGUCAAUGUUAUUAAUGUUUUAUAAAAUAUAAUUGUUAUGUUUAUAUGACACUAUCGUUCUAUUAAAAAAAGAUGUAUACUGAAGCAAGUGCUUAUAUAAAUCAGUUGCCUUAGCAAUUAUUAACUGCAAAUCAUGCACAAUUUUGUUUAUUGAAUUUCGCCUGAAACGUUUUGAUAACCUAUUAACAAUGUUUAUGUCGUUUAAAAGGUGAACAAUACACAGGGGCCUAUUACUUGCGAAAGGCUUGAUUGUGUAAACCUAGGGACUAUCCUGGAAAUAGCCGUUGUGUGAACUAAUUUAAUUUCAAAACUUAACAUUGAGGCGUGCAUGGGCCCAGUUCAAACAAAUUAUGAGUGUAGCACAUUUUGCAACAUACCGCGCUCAUCAUUGCGCGAUUGCAUGCCUGUUCGAAUCAUUGCAAAAGAAACAUUUACAGCGUAAUGCUCAAAUUCAAUAUGACUGUAUAUUGUUUGUAAGUAAUUUUAUAUUUUAGGAUGUUUUCAGGACUCAUAGGGACUGGAUGCCAUUGAGCUAUACUCAUGUUGCUUCUUUACAUUUUGUUUUUAGGCAUAAAAUAUUUUCCAAUGUGAUUAACAUGUACGUAAUUCCACUGAGAUAAAUGUAUAUCUCAUGAGGCGCACUCAAUUAUUUGUAGAAUAAAGUAAAUAAGUUGCCUACCA
This is a messenger RNA of Esox lucius (northern pike), 2388 nucleotides long. RefSeq names its product neuronal differentiation 1 (gene neurod1). Gene Ontology annotation, molecular function: protein dimerization activity. NCBI's taxonomy places the organism in Eukaryota, Metazoa, Chordata, Actinopteri, Esociformes, Esocidae. Gene Ontology annotation, biological process: regulation of DNA-templated transcription; nervous system development. The record is from RefSeq and is a predicted model, not a curated record. The coding region runs from base 182 to 1243 and encodes 353 amino acids. The transcript is spliced from 2 exons.